Messenger RNA from Scomber japonicus (chub mackerel), 2110 nucleotides. It is a transcript of the gene tysnd1, whose product is annotated as trypsin like peroxisomal matrix peptidase 1. Lineage: Eukaryota; Metazoa; Chordata; Actinopteri; Scombriformes; Scombridae. The record is from RefSeq and is a predicted model, not a curated record. The transcript is spliced from 4 exons. Gene Ontology annotation, molecular function: serine-type endopeptidase activity. Gene Ontology annotation, biological process: protein processing; regulation of fatty acid beta-oxidation. Bases 145 to 1764 code for a protein of 539 amino acids. Gene Ontology annotation, cellular component: peroxisome.
GUAGUUAAGGAAUAUUCGUGACAGAUAAAAAAACUUUGGAGCAGUGUGGUGUAUCUGCUUAGUAUGUAGGUUUAUUUUCUUGCCACACCUCCUUCUAACGUGUCUUUUCACGGUUUUCUAGUUAUCGACAUGUGAGUAAAGUUCAUGUGCACAGCUAACGACAUGGAGGUGAAAGAAGUAGAGAGUUGUUGCUGUGUGGUCACGCUGUCAGAGGCUUUUUCUACCAAAAGCCCCGUGAGCUGUAGCGGUGUUAUCGUCCAUCCCCAAACUGGGACCGUAUUAUGCACCGGCCUCCCGUUUUCCAGUUUUAUUACCGACAAAGAGCCGCUCUCCGCAGACCAAAGCUUCCUCUCGCCUCGUAGCUUUAGCGAGAAACUCAAAAUCCGCGUCAGCUUCUCCACUCAGCCAAAUUUGGAGGCAAACCAGUGCGCGCAGGGAGAAGCAUUCACACCCCUGAGGAGCAAAACAACUCAUCAACACCAAUAUGUGGCUGAGCUGCUCAUGCUGGUGAACUGCCUGGAGUUUAAACAGGCUUUCCGGGCACUCUUCCAGGACGCUGACCAGUGGCGUUUCCAUGGAGGGGAGGAGGAUGAGGAGCUGUUGAAAGAUGCUCAGUUCCUCAGCUGGUUUGCGUUGCUCAAGACAGAUGUGGUACCCAACAGCAGCCCUUACACAGGCACCAUAUCCUGGCAGAGCAGCUCAUCUCUUCAGAAAGGCUGCCCAGUUGUUGCAUGUGGUUCGCCAUUUGGCUCCCUUUGCUUGGACCUCUUCAUCAGCACCCUCAGCAGAGGUAUCAUCAGUAACCUCGCUGGAGAGGACAACGCUGUCAUUCUCACAGAUGCUCGCUGCUUGCCAGGCACAGAAGGUGGGGGGUUGUUCAUGAUGAAAGGUGCAGGCCGCCUCCACUUCAUCGGGCUGAUUGUGUCUCCGUUUGGCUGGAAGGCAACUGAGUGGAUUGGCCUCACACUAGUCUGCUCUGUGCAGUUGAUCUUCAGGAACAUCAUCCGCUGCAUGAGCAUCCAAGAUCCACUACGAGGUGUUUGGCUCCAUCCGGGAGAGAGAGGCCUUCAGAUGUGCACCACUGCCCAAGAGUCAAAAGCUGUUAAAUAUCCCACAGUGUGCUUCGUGAACAGUGGGCAGUUCUGGGGCUCAGGGGUUGUUGUGGCCUCUCAGCUGGUUCUAACCUGCCGGCACGUUGUCAAUGGGAAGUCAACAGUCAACCUGAAGUUUCAUCACAGGGAAAGAGUCCAUGAUGUUGUAGGUGAUGUGCUGUUUUUUACUAAAGUGUCUUCACCCUAUGAUCUGGCUGUGGUGCAGCUGAGAGACUCUACCCCAGAGUUUGUGGUCCCUCAUCUGGCUCAGAGUUUCAAUCCAGGUGAAUCUGUAUUAGUGGUGGGCUAUGGUGGGUUGGGUCGAAGCUGUGGUCCGUCCCUGACUUGCGGCAUCCUCUCCAAAGCUAUCAACCUGAAUUACCAGCCUGUCAUGCUUCAAACCACUUGCGCAGUACAAGCAGGGGCCAGCGGGGGUGCUGUGGUGCGGAGAGGGUCAGGAGAGCUGCUUGGUAUAGUGUCCAGCAAUACAAGGGACUUGGCUGCCAAAGUGACCUACCCCCACCUCAACUUCAGCAUCCCAGUGACUGUGUUCCAGAGAUUGUUGCAGCAAUUUAAUCAGACAAGAGAUGUCAACGUGUUCAGGGUGUUGGACACCACAGAAGAAGACGUCAGAAGGGUUUGGAGACUACAAGGCUCUUCGAGCAAACUAUAAUUGAGGAUCUGUGCAUCUUGAAAAGGUUGAAUGAUUAAAUAAAUAUAGAUUAUAUGCAAAAUCACUUUAGAUAAUCAAAGUGAUAUUACAAAACUGGUAUAUUCAGAUAGAAACUUCAACAUGUUUCAUACCUCAGUUUGUUACAGGAGUUAAUACAGCUAAAAGAAUAAUAAUAUUUUACUGACAUUAACACACUCAUGCAGAAUUAUGCAGCAAAUAAUGUAAAAUAUUCACAAGACCACUUAAUGCUAACAGACAAGUUUAAGCUGCUUUAAUACCUAUAAUUCUUGUUUUUUGUACUGUAAUUUACAGUGAGGUAAUUCAAUUAAUAAAAUUGUUUAUUUUU